GAGAGAGCAGAAGAAGAGACGGAGACUGUUGACCAUGCUCUAAGAGACGACAGCAAGCAGAGAGCUGAUACAGUGAAGGGAAAGUGCUCUUACAAGUUUGCUGCAAUGAGGAGAUUGAAAGCAAGCCUGUUUUUCCUUACUGUCCUCAUGACAGUGUUUCUUAUGCUCUGCACUGUGAGUGAUGGGCUGGAACUCUACCCCAGUAUCAGUGAAGUCAUCCUAACCAAAAACAGUUCAUUCAGCAUUUCAUGCAAAGGCUGGAACUCUGUCAGUUGGCGUUAUAAACGCGAGGAAAAAAUUCCACAUUUCGAAGUGGAAAAUCCAACCCCAACCACUAGCGUUCUCAUUCUGAGCAACGUGACGUGGAGACACACAGGGGUGUACGUCUGCACCGAAAACGGGACCAACGAGAGCAAGGAGGUGACGUUUUAUGUGCCGGACCCUGACGUAUGGUUUUUGGAAAAUGAGCACAUCAUGGUAACCAAGACUGGUGCUGAAGGUACUAUCCCCUGCUUGGUGACAGACCCCAAAAUAAAUGUCACCCUUUACGAAAGGGACAGCGAGGACCCUGUGCUUGGGGUGUACCAUCCGAGCAAAGGAUACACUGCCAUUCUGGAGGACAGAACCUAUAAGUGUAAGGGAGAGCUGAACGGCGAGGAGAAAGAGUCCAUCGGCUUCUACGUCUUCAGUAUCGUCGCACCAGAGACUAUUGACGCCUACAUCAAUGCCUCAAAGACAGUCCUGAAGAAGGGAGAGGCCUUGAGCGUUAACUGCACGGUGCAUGGAGUGGAACUGGUCUUCUUCUCCUGGGACUUCCCGAACAAAGAUGCGGGUGACAUCGAGCAGUUAACAGAUGUUCUGUCUGCCAUGAAAAUGCGGUCCUGUCUGAACAUCACCCACACCACACUGGCCAACUCCGGCCAGUACGUCUGUCACGUCCAUGAGGGGGUGCUGGACCAGAGAGCUUCAGCCAGCAUCAACAUCACCGUUCUGGAGAAAGGCUUUGUUGAACUGAGUUCAGCUCUGGGCCAGAACGUGUCCGCACAGCUGCAUGAGAAUGUGGAGCUAAGGGUGGAAGUGGAGGCUUACCCUAAACCUCACAUCCGUUGGACUAAAGAUGGAGCCGUCAUAAACGGUGACAACGUUAUCAACACGAGACAGGAAGAGGAGACGAGGUACAUCAGCACACUGACCUUGGUAAGAAUCAGGAUGGAGCAGAGAGGCUUCUAUACCAUUCAUGUUGAAAAUGAGGAUGAUUCCAAAGAAAUGACUUUUGAUCUAGAGAUUAAAGUACCUCCUCAGAUCACAGACCUGUCAGACCAUCAUCUGUCAGGGAAGCGACAUGCGGUGACCUGUGUGGCAGAGGGAGUUCCCUCUCCCAGCGUACAGUGGUACAGCUGUGACAGUAUGCACAAGUGCAGUAAUAGAAGCACUGUAUGGACACCUCUGGUAGACGACACAGAAAAUCUCAGCAUCCUCACUAACGUUACCUAUAACGACACACGGAAGAUCCACCAGGUUCGCAGUCAGGUGAUCUUUCACAGACCCCAGCAGGUCACCGUCCGCUGUGAGGCCAAAAACGAGAGAGGAGCUCGUGCUCGGGAUAUCAAGCUGGUGUCAAACACUCUCUUGUCCCAGGUUGCUGUCCUAGCUGCGGUGUUGGCUCUCGUGGUUAUAUUUGUCAUUUCUAUUAUAAUCCUCAUUGCUGUGUGGAGAAAGAAGCCGCGAUAUGAGAUCAGAUGGAAGGUGAUCGAGUCUGUGAGCUCAGACGGACAUGAAUAUAUCUAUGUUGACCCUAUUCACUUGCCCUAUGACCUGACCUGGGAGAUGUCCAGAGAAAGCCUGGUCUUAGGACGUACUUUGGGCUCAGGGGCGUUCGGCAGAGUGGUCGAGGCGACCGCAUACGGUCUCGGUCAUUCCCAAUCCAGCAUCAAAGUAGCUGUGAAAAUGCUGAAAUCCACUGCCAGGAGAAGUGAGACGCAGGCCCUGAUGUCUGAACUCAAAAUUAUGAGUCACUUAGGACCUCACCUAAACAUUGUCAACCUGCUUGGAGCCUGCACUAAACAAGGCCCACUCUACCUGGUAACAGAGUACUGUCGCUAUGGAGACCUGGUGGAUUACUUGCACAGGAACAAACACAGUUUUCUGCAGUACUACGCUGAUAAGAACCACACAGUUAAUGGUGAUGAGAGCCAGAACUGUGGCACCACAGAAUGGCCCUCUGUGAAAGGCUAUGUGAGAUUUUGUCAUGAAUCUGAUGGAGGCUACAUGGACAUGAGUAAAGAUGAGCAGACAGAGUACGUGCCCAUGCAGGAACUCACCGACACCAUCAAAUACGCUGACAUCCAACCGUGCCCAUAUGAGUCACCAUAUCAACAGGACAUCUAUCAGGAGCAAGGUCACAGGGUCGACCAGACUCUGGUCAUCAGCGAAUCGCCCAUCCUGAGUUAUACUGACCUUGUGGGCUUCAGCUUCCAAGUGGCCAAGGGCAUGGAGUUCCUGGCAUCCAAAAAUUGUGUUCACCGGGAUCUGGCAGCCCGGAAUGUCUUGAUCUGUGAAGGAAAACUGGUAAAGAUCUGUGACUUUGGACUGGCCAGAGACAUCAUGCAUGACUCCAACUACAUCUCGAAAGGCAGCACCUUCUUGCCUCUGAAAUGGAUGGCGCCAGAGAGCAUCUUCCAUAACCUCUAUACAACUCUGAGUGAUGUUUGGUCUUAUGGCAUCUUACUGUGGGAAAUAUUCACCUUGGGAGGAACCCCAUAUCCAGACCUACCAAUGAAUGAACUGUUCUACAGUGCCUUAAAGAGAGGCUACCGUAUGGCUAAACCCAUGCAUGCUUCAGAGGAGAUAUAUGAUGUGAUGAGGAAGUGUUGGGAUGAGAAGUUUGAGAAAAGGCCAGAGUUCUCCUUUCUGGUCCAAACAAUGGGGAACAUGCUGACAGACAGCUAUAAAAAGCGGUACUUCCAGGUAAAUGACAGCUUCCUGAGAAGUGACCACCCUGCUGUGGUUCGGGCAAAACCUAGAAUGAGCCCCCCGUUCCCAGCUAACGGACCCGGCCCGGACCCCGGCUCUGUGACCCCCCAAGCUUCUAGCCCUCGCGUUAGCCCCCGACCGCCGCUCGAUGGUGAAGAGUUGCAGGCUUCUUACAACGAGUACAUCAUCCCUAUUCCAGACCCCAAACCCGAGGAAGUUUGCCAGGAGGUUGCCCUGCCAACGGAAACCCCCUUGAGCUCUGUGGGAUCAGAUGAAGAGACCGUUUCCAUGGAAACACCAAGCACAGAACCAGAGGAGGAAAAAUGCACUCCUGAGGAGAAAGAGAAACCAAGUGAAGCUUCUGGAACUCCAGAUGUGGAGGACAGUUUCCUGUAGAUUUACCGGUGUUGCAAGCAUUCUCAUACAUUUGCUAUAUUGGUGUGAAUGUGUCACUCGAAUAGAGAAAAAAAUUGUUCUGCUUUAUUUCCAAGCUGAUAUAUAGAUAUAUAAUGGAGAAAUUCUUACUUCACACAAACUGUUGGCAAGCAC
Molecule: messenger RNA, 3522 nt
Organism: Chanos chanos (milkfish)
Lineage: Eukaryota; Metazoa; Chordata; Actinopteri; Gonorynchiformes; Chanidae
Gene: pdgfrb
Product: platelet-derived growth factor receptor, beta polypeptide
Exons: 23
Coding region: 106-3369 (1087 amino acids)
Biological process (GO): angiogenesis; multicellular organism development; cell surface receptor protein tyrosine kinase signaling pathway
Cellular component (GO): plasma membrane; signaling receptor complex
Molecular function (GO): platelet-derived growth factor beta-receptor activity; ATP binding; platelet-derived growth factor binding
Source: RefSeq, a predicted model, not a curated record